Molecule: messenger RNA, 718 nt
Organism: Nilaparvata lugens (brown planthopper)
Lineage: Eukaryota; Metazoa; Arthropoda; Insecta; Hemiptera; Delphacidae
Product: pickpocket protein 28-like
Exons: 1
Coding region: 62-718 (218 amino acids)
Biological process (GO): sodium ion transmembrane transport
Cellular component (GO): membrane
Molecular function (GO): ligand-gated sodium channel activity
Source: RefSeq, a predicted model, not a curated record
GAUUGGCAGAGGAACACUACAGAUUACAAUUCACAAUCCUUGGGAAGUCCCAAGUCCAUUCAUGAGAUGGCAUAGUUUUCUACCAUCAAAAGGCACUCGCAUUCUCAUUGAACCUGAACAAAUCAUAAAAUAUCCUGUCGAUGAUAACGAUUUUCUGUACAAAGUUUCAUCUGCCAAGCAAUGCUUCAACACAACGGAGAAAACAUUGGACUAUUAUCGAUAUUAUACACGACAAAACUGUUUAAUGGAGUGCUCCACCAAAAGAGCAUUGCGAGAAUGUGGAUGUGUUCUGUUCUUCAUGCCGCACAACAAAUCGACAUACAUAUGCUCUGAUGAAUACAGCUUCUGUGCGGUGGAUGUUGCAAAAGCCACUCAUUAUGACACGGGUGAAAAGAAAUUUGUAGAUUCUUGUGACUGUUUGCCAUCUUGUAACUACACAGACUACAAGGUGAUAUCUUAUGAACCAGUGAAAGAAACCGGAAUGUUUGACGUGUAUCACAGAGUUGAUAUUGUAUUUAGGAGCGACGUUUUCCAUCCAAAAGUUCGAACCUACACAUAUAAUAACAAUGUGAUGAUGGAUGCAACUGUUGUCUACUUGGAUGCAUUCCUAGGCAUAAGUAUAAUGACUGUAGCCGAAAUAUUCUACUACAUUUUGUUGUAUGUUAUUGAUUAUUUGAAAAUCAAGAUACAGCUAAUGCUUGAUGGACUAUACAUGUAA